AUGUUUUGUGAGGGUACUUGGCACGCCUCCACCCUCGCCUCCGCCCUCACCUCCGCCCUCACUUCCGCCCUCCCCUCCGCCCUCCCCUCCGCCCUCACCUCCGCCCUCACUUCCGUCCUCACUCUCACUUCCAGACGUUGUAUACAAUCUCUUGAAACAGACGAGACAAAGCCUACACUGCGGGCUCUGAAGAAGCCUAAACUACGGGCUCUGAAGAAGCCUACACUGCGGGCUCUGAAGAAGCCUGCACUACGGGCUCUGAAGAAGUCUACACUGCGGGCUCUGAAGAAGCCUACACUGCGGGCUCUGAAGAAGCCUACACUGCGGGCUCUGAAGAAGUCUACACUGCGGGCUCUGAAGAAGCCUAAACUACGGGCUCUGAAGAAGCCUACACUGCGGGCUCUGAAGAAGCCUGCACUACGGGCUCUGAAGAAGCCUAAACUACGGGCUCUGAAGAAGCCUACACUGCGGGCUCUGAAGAAGUCUACACUGCGGGCUCUGAAGAAGCCUAAACUACGGGCUCUGAAGAAGCCUAAACUACGGGCUCUGAAGAAGCCUACACUGCGGGCUCUGAAGAAGUCUACACUGCGGGCUCUGAAGAAGCCUAAACUACGGGCUCUGAAGAAGCCUACACUGCGGGCUCUGAAGAAGUCUACACUGCGGGCUCUGAAGAAGACUACACUGCGGGCUCUGAAGAAGCCUACACUGCGGGCUCUGAAGAAGCCUACACUGCGGGCUCUGAAGAAGUCUACACUGCGGGCUCUGAAGAAGCCUAAACUACGGGCUCUGAAGAAGCCUACACUGCGGGCUCUGAAGAAGUCUACACUGCGGGCUCUGAAGAAGUCUACACUGCGGGCUCUGAAGAAGCCUACACUGCGGGCUCUGAAGAAGUCUACACUGCGGGCUCUGAAGAAGCCUACACUGCGGGCUCUGAAGAAGUCUACACUGCGGGCUCUGAAGAAGCCUACACUGCGGGCUCUGAAGAAGCCUAAACUACGGGCUCUGAAGAAGCCUACACUGCGGGCUCUGAAGAAGUCUACACUGCGGGCUCUGAAGAAGCCUAAACUACGGGCUCUGAAGAAGCCUACACUGCGGGCUCUGAAGAAGUCUACACUGCGGGCUCUGAAGAAGUCUACACUGCGGGCUCUGAAGAAGCCUACACUGCGGGCUCUGAAGAAGUCUACACUGCGGGCUCUGAAGAAGUCUACACUGCGGGCUCUGAAGAAGCCUACACUGCGGGCUCUGAAGAAGCCUACACUGCGGGCUCUGAAGAAGCCUACACUGCGGGCUCUGAAGAAGCCUACACUGCGGGCUCUGAAGAAGCCUACACUGCGGGCUCUGAAGAAGCCUACACUGCGGGCUCUGAAGAAGUCUACACUGCGGGCUCUGAAGAAGCCUACACUGCGGGCUCUGAAGAAGUCUACACUGCGGGCUCUGAAGAAGUCUACACUGCGGGCUCUGAAGAAGUCUACACUGCGGGCUCUGAAGAAGCCUACACUGCGGGCUCUGAAGAAGUCUACACUGCGGGCGCUGAAGAAGCCUACACUGCGGGCUCUGAAGAAGCCUACACUGCGGGCUCUGAAGAAGCCUAAACUACGGGCUCUGAAGAAGUCUACACUGCGGGCUCUGAAGAAGUCUACACUGCGGGCUCUGAAGAAGCCUACACUGCGGGCUCUGAAGAAGUCUACACUGCGGGCGCUGAAGAAGCCUACACUGCGGACGCUGAAGAAGCCUACACUGCGGGCGCUGAAGAAGCCUACACUGCGGGCUCUGAAGAAGUCUACACUGCGGGCUCUGAAGAAGUCUACACUGCGGGCGCUGAAGAAGCCUACACUGCGGGCUCUGAAGAAGUCUACACUGCGGGCGCUGAAGAAGCCUACACUGCGGGCGCUGAAGAAGCCUACACUGCGGGCGCUGAAGAAGCCUACACUGCGGGCGCUGAAGAAGCCUACACUGCGGGCGCUGAAGAAGCCUACACUGCGGGCGCUGAAGAAGCCUACACUGCGGGCGCUGAAGAAGCCUACACUGCGGGCGCUGAAGAGGCAAGGAUUUCCUGAGGCUUCUACUGAAACCGGAACAGGAUUGUCACACACUCCCCCCAAGCACUCAGACACUGUCACCUUGGACCUGUUCUACCUCUGA
Messenger RNA from Procambarus clarkii (red swamp crayfish), 2142 nucleotides. The record is from RefSeq and is a predicted model, not a curated record. NCBI's taxonomy places the organism in Eukaryota, Metazoa, Arthropoda, Malacostraca, Decapoda, Cambaridae.